GUGGGCCAGCCCGAGUUGCUCGUUGCUGUGUACGAGAAGGCGGUGAAGAAAAAUCCCUACCAUGAAGAGUUUGCCCAGAGUCUGUUCUACUCGUAUACACGCGUGAACAAGUACAAGGAGAUGCAGCAACUGGCUAUGAACUGUUACAAACAGUUCAAGACGGAUGUGUACUACUUUUGGGCGGUCAUGUGUAUGCUGUUGCAGGCCAAAGAGCAGAUCAAGCAAGGGGUAUGUGCGAGCUUUUAG
Messenger RNA from Sphaeroforma arctica JP610, 246 nucleotides. RefSeq lists its product as hypothetical. The record is from RefSeq and is a predicted model, not a curated record. NCBI's taxonomy places the organism in Eukaryota, Ichthyosporea, Ichthyophonida. The transcript has a single exon. The annotation marks the transcript as partial.